Molecule: messenger RNA, 1419 nt
Organism: Antrostomus carolinensis (chuck-will's-widow)
Lineage: Eukaryota; Metazoa; Chordata; Aves; Caprimulgiformes; Caprimulgidae
Gene: CDC50A
Product: cell division cycle 50 P4-ATPase accessory subunit A
Exons: 6
Biological process (GO): phospholipid translocation
Cellular component (GO): Golgi apparatus; plasma membrane; endoplasmic reticulum
Source: RefSeq, a predicted model, not a curated record
AUUGACUAUACAGGAACAGAGCCUUCUAGUCCCUGCAACAAAUGCCUAAAUGUGUCCUGGGACAGCACACCGCCUUGUACUUGCACCAUCAAUUUCACACUGGAACAUUCGUUUGAGAGCAAUGUAUUCAUGUAUUACGGACUUUCCAACUUCUAUCAAAAUCAUCGUCGUUACGUGAAAUCUCGAGAUGACAGCCAGCUAAAUGGAGACAACAGUUCGUUACUUAAUCCAAGUAAGGAAUGUGAGCCUUACCGCACAAACGAGGACAAACCCAUUGCUCCUUGUGGAGCUAUUGCCAACAGCAUGUUUAAUGAUACAUUGGAAUUGUACCGCAUUGAUAAUGACACAAGGACUCCUAUUACUUUGAUUAAAAAAGGCAUUGCAUGGUGGACAGAUAAAAAUGUAAAGUUCAGGAAUCCGACAGGAGAUGGAAAUAACUUAACUGCGCUUUUCCAAGGCACAACAAAACCUGUAAACUGGCCCAAGCCAGUGUAUAUGCUGGACCCGGAGCCUGACAACAACGGCUUCAUCAAUGAGGACUUCAUUGUGUGGAUGCGUACUGCUGCUCUGCCAACGUUUCGCAAGCUGUAUCGUCUCAUUGAAAGGAAGAAUAAUUUGCAGCCCACCUUGCAGGCUGGAAAAUACUCUUUGGACAUUGCAUACAAUUAUCCUGUACACAGUUUUGACGGACGGAAAAGAAUGAUCUUAAGCACCAUCUCAUGGAUGGGAGGCAAAAAUCCCUUUCUGGGAAUUGCUUACAUCACUGUUGGUUCCAUAUGCUUCUUCUUAGGAGUUGUAUUGCUGAUAAUCCAUCACAAAUAUGGAAAUCGAAACACUAGCGCAGACAUUCCCAAUUAAUCUUGCAUUCUGAAAACAAAUGUACUGCAUGUGCAUCAAGGCCAGUCCAGAAUGGACCCAGUUUUGGAAAGAUAAAUCUCUGCUUCUGUCAGUUCUGAGACUGGGUGCAUAGUUUUUAUCUAAAGCGCUCAUUUCCCAUGCUGUGGAUUGACUCUUGAAAAUGACGGGUGUACAAUUAGUUAUUGAUUGUAUCUCUGCCUGUGUCAGAAACAAUUUUCCUGGUAUUUGCCUCUAACUGGGCAAAAAAAACUGAGCUCCUGUUCCCUUGAUGCAUCUGCUGCUUGUUCAUGUGCUGUGUAAUGUCGGUAUGAUUCAGUGCAUGUAGAUUGUGUGGAGAAAGACUGUUAUAAGAUACUGUAAAUUGUUAACUUUCUGGAAUUCAGGUGUCAGUGCUGUUGGAAGGAAAAGUCAAGUCUUCAGUGUUUUUCCAUUUACUGUCUUGUGUGCAUGGGCUUUUACAUUUCUUGCUGAGAUUUUAAUAUAUUUAUAUAAGUUGUUAAAUAUUUUUUUCCUGUGUCCUACCCACCUAUGUUGUGUUAAAUCCUUUAAGUGCUAUGUAAA